Oryza sativa Japonica Group (Japanese rice) is the source of this 896-nucleotide messenger RNA. The record is from RefSeq and is a predicted model, not a curated record. Lineage: Eukaryota; Viridiplantae; Streptophyta; Magnoliopsida; Poales; Poaceae.
GUAAGCCUAUUGUGGUCAGCUUUCAUAGAGUUUCUGUAUUAUAAUAGACCAAAUCAGAUUGAUAAGGAGUAGGAUGAAGGAUAGGAAUGCUUCUGCUGAGCCUGUGGUGAAGCCAGGAUUAUCACCAUCAAGAUUUGUGAAGGUUUUCAUGCAUGGGGAACCCUUUGGGAGGAAGAUCAAUUUGGCUCUCCAUAACAACUAUGACUCUUUGUCCUUCACUUUAAAAAAAUUGGGCAACAACUAUUCCAUGUCACCAUUUGAACUUGAAGGCUUGGUGAACAAGGAAGAAGAUGGUGCAAUAGACAGCGACUUUGACCUCUUGUAUGAUGAUAUGGAUGGUGUUCGUUACUUCCUUGGUGAUGUCCCAUGGGAGGUUUUCACCACUACAGUGAAAAAGAUCUACAUUGUCCCUGCAGAACAACAGAAUGAAAAUGAUUAUCAGGAGGAGGAAGAGGACAACGCGGCUGCUGCUGCUACUGCUGACGAAGAUGGAGAUGGAGCUGCUGCUGACGAUGGCGUUGCUGCUGCAGCUGACGACGUUGACGAUGUUGCUGGAUACACGAGCAACGAUGACCCAAGCUUCGACUGAUAUAGCUACAUGGCUAUCGCAAGCAUAGCUGCAACCGCGUCAUCUCGUCCAAUCUAUCUAUCUCCAAUAAUUAAUUCUCUGCCGCUUUUAAUUAGCUCCAUAUAUAUGCUGCUACCAUCAUCCGUUGUUGCUACCCUUGUAAGAGACUAAUAAUGUUUUAAUUAGCUUCUAAGUGCUGAAAUGGCAUCGGUUAAGAAAACUAAGCGUUGCAGUUGUUACUCCUGACCAGGGGUAGAAUAAUAUUGUCCUUGUGCCAUCUCAGUGUUCUUAUAUCGAUCUCCAUGAAUAACAUAUGAUUAUUAUCGUA